This is a messenger RNA of Leishmania braziliensis MHOM/BR/75/M2904, 1854 nucleotides long. RefSeq lists its product as hypothetical. The coding region runs from base 1 to 1854 and encodes 617 amino acids. NCBI's taxonomy places the organism in Eukaryota, Euglenozoa, Kinetoplastea, Trypanosomatida, Trypanosomatidae. The record is from RefSeq and is a predicted model, not a curated record. The transcript has a single exon.
AUGCGGUACUUUCGUGCUUUAUGUGCCCGUAAGGACAUUGUCGAAUUCCUGGUGCGCAGGGGCCGACUGGCCGACAUUCAAAUGCUGAACUUCUUCUCCAUCCACCUAGAUCGCGAGAUCAGCGCCGCCACGGCCGCUGCGGCAGUGCCAAGAUCGACACCAGAGUCCGGCAGCGCGGGCAGUGGUGAAGAGUCAGUGCACCCCGCGAAGCAGGAUGAGAAGGCAGCGGUAGCAGCUGCGACGUCAGAUACGAAGAGCACGGAGGCUGCUGCGGCAGCGGAGGCGGGGGCGCAGCGCGUGCAGAAGCUCGAAGCGAGGAAGAAGGCGUGGAAGGCCUUCCGCGACCGCAGCGAUGUGGUUCGUCAACUUGCCACUAAGGAGGGCCCCAUGGCGUGGCUGAAGGAGGUGUACAGCGGCGAUGAUAAGUGGUCUUCAUAUUUCACAGCGGUGAGGGCCGUGGUGACGCACGCGGGUGGUGGUGCGCCGACAAAGCUAAAGGCGAGCGGCAUGGCCACUGCGGUCAGCAGCAGCUAUGCGCAGAUCGCAAAGAUGGCGGCCGGUAGCGAGGGAGGCCAGUGCCGUCAGCACGGCUCCACCUAUGCUACCCCCGCCGCACAUGCGCUGCCAAAGUCAAUCCGUGUGGUCCUUCGGCUGGAGGGCGGCAAAGGUGUCGCGCCGAAGUACGUCAUGGGCUCCGUGCCGCUCAAUCAGCCUGGUGCAGUGGAGCAGAGGAUUGUGAACGGCGUGUUGCAGGUGCGCCUCGACAACGCCGACGCUGUUCAGUGCGAGUCGCUGUCCGUAGAGAAUGUGACUAGCUACCAGCACGUGCUGGUCACCGUGGCUUACAGCGCCAUUCUGCGCAAGAUGGCGGAGAUUGGCGCGCUGCACGCCACGAACACAGUGCGCUACGACGGACUGCUGAUCCGAAACCCGGCGGUGCAGAUGCGAUUGGCACAACUCGCUUGCUUCCGCUACGGCAUCGACUGCUUAACGGACUACGUCGUGGGCGACCCAGAGGUGACCGACGGUGACGACGCCGCUGAGCCCUUCAGCAGCUUUUCGGAGCCGCUGCAGAUCCCCUUGAUGGAGUCCAUUAUGCUCAGAAUCUAUGCAGAGAACGCUCUGAUGGACGGCAUCGAUGGCAUGUGGGAGAUGGUACGGGACACCUCGCUCGUCGUGGCAGUGCCCCACCGCAGCAACCCAACCAAGAUAAUCGACUAUCCAUACAUUGCGGAGCUCUUCAACUCCCCCAAGUACCUCCUCACGUCCUCGAAUGGAACCAUGGCGGAGCAGUCGAUGGCCUUCCUGUACCCCCUAUUGGCGCAGUGUGGUUCCUCCGGCAGCCGCGCCGGCGGCUCUCGUACGGGCAUUGGUGGCAUGCUCGAAGGCUUGAUUGGGUUGACGGCCGGCCACAACUAUGGUAGCGUGCGUCUGGCGGCACCGCAUGUGAACCUGACGGGCUUGGCCAAGACGCUUGAGCUUGACGUUGCCAAGCUGCUGAACGUGAUCGCGACUGAGAAGAGCAAGUUGGAUCCAGGCUUCGUGAUCAGCGUGGCGCAGUACAUCUCCGAGAUACUGGCCAACCUCGCCGUCAUCUACCGCUGCACCGCGGCGUUGAACGUUGAUGAGGAGGGCCGCGGCCAUCGAGAGUGGUUACUGGCGCAGGCGUUUGGCGGCUCCUCGGCGGUGCGCCGUCAGCGAAUUCUGGAUGGCUACAUAAUGGCGCGUGCGGCGACGAGUGCGAUCAGGAAAAGCAGUAGCCUCGACAACUACUCGACGCACCCGAUUGAGCUGAUGAAUGCGUCUCCGCGGAAUGCGAAGGCAUCGUCGACGGAUAAGGCGGCGUCCACAUAA